Molecule: messenger RNA, 555 nt
Organism: Emys orbicularis (European pond turtle)
Lineage: Eukaryota; Metazoa; Chordata; Testudines; Emydidae
Product: p53 apoptosis effector related to PMP-22-like
Exons: 3
Coding region: 1-555 (184 amino acids)
Biological process (GO): cell-cell adhesion
Cellular component (GO): cell-cell junction; membrane
Source: RefSeq, a predicted model, not a curated record
AUGGCGACGUGUACCCUUGCCUGCUGGAGAUGCAGGUGGCUCCUGCCCCUUCUCCUGGGCUUAGCUAUCAUCUUGGGCAUCAUUGCACUGUCCGGCCGGGGCUGGCUGGAAUCGGAGUCAGCGCCCUACCAGCACCAAGCGUCAUUAUGGGAGAGCUGCACCCUGUGGGACAAUGACCUCAACUGGCAAUGCCAGUCCCUCAUGGACUACUCCUGGGGAAGAGCAGCAGCUGCCACCUACCUCGUCGGCUUCAUCAUCCUAGUCAUCUGUUUCGCCCUAGCAGUUAUUGCGUUCUCCGUUGAUAUACUUCGUUUCAACUUUGUGCGAGGAAUCGGUGGCUUGCUCUUUGUCGUUGCGGUAUUCCAGAUCAUAUGCCUGGUCAUCUAUCCAGUGAAGUUCACAGAAGAAAUCCAAAUGAUGGGAUCUAAUAUGUUCAGCUGGGCAUACGGCUUUGGUUGGGCUAGCACUAUUAUUGUAAUAGGCUGUGCUUUCUUCUUCUGCUGUCUCCCGAACUGGGAGGAUGAGGUGCUGGGUAACAUCAAGCCGGCAUAUUAG